This is a messenger RNA of Cornus florida, 1599 nucleotides long. RefSeq names its product 2-oxoglutarate-Fe(II) type oxidoreductase hxnY-like. Bases 84 to 1031 code for a protein of 315 amino acids. The transcript has 11 exons. Lineage: Eukaryota; Viridiplantae; Streptophyta; Magnoliopsida; Cornales; Cornaceae. The record is from RefSeq and is a predicted model, not a curated record.
GUUGAAACUUCAUACUCACUAUAAAUAGAACUGACCCAUACGUAGAAAAUGUGCAAAAACAUCUGUGAGAAAAGAAGAAGAAGAUGAAGGUUCUUCAACUUCCCAUCGUCGACCUCGCCUCUCCUGAUCGCAUCUCUACCGCCUAUUCAAUUCGUCAGGCAUGCUUGGAUUGUGGUUUCUUUUACCUCAUAAAUCAUGGGAUAGAGGAAGAGUUUCUGAUGACAGUGUUUGAUGAGAGCAAAAAAUUCUUCUCACUUCCUGUUGAAGACAAGAUGAAGCUGGCUCGAAAGCAGUACAGAGGUUAUACGCCGCUUUAUGCUGAGAACCUUGAUCCUUCAACAAUUUCUAAAGGUGACUCAAAGGAGAGUUUUUAUAUCGGUAAUUUGGAGAAGAAUACAACUCAUAAUAAUCUGAAUCAAUGGCCUUCAGAAGAAGUAUUGCCAUACUGGAGAUCCACAAUGGAAUCGUACCACGAGAAACUCCUGGCUGCUGGACAAAGCUUAGUAUCUUUACUUGCUCUGGCUUUGAACUUGGAUGAAGACUUCUUUGAGAAACUGGGGGCUUUCAAUCCACCAUCUGCAUUUCUUCGGCUGUUGCACUAUCCAGGCGAACUGGGGUUUUCCAAUGAAGAAAUUUAUGGUGCUUCUGCUCAUUCAGACUAUGGAAUGAUAACUCUUCUAGCAACAGACGGUGUUGGUGGACUUCAGGUUUGCAGGGAAAAAUCUAAGCAACCAAGGGUUUGGGAAGAUGUGCCUCACAUCAAUGGGGCGUUCAUUGUUAAUAUUGGGGACAUGAUGGAGAGGUGGACCAAUUCUUUGUUUCGGUCAACAUUGCACAGAGUGAUGCCAACAGGACGAGAACGCUAUUCUACGGCUUUCUUUUUAGAUCCUAACCCAGACACUAUUGUGGAAUGCUUGAAGAGUUGCUGCAGUGAGUCGUCUCCUCCUAGAUUUCCCCCACUCCGUGCCGGAGAUUAUUACGAGGAGCGGUUCAGUCUUACAUAUGGUUCUAGUGUGGCUUUUAAGUUGUGAACAACUUGAGAAGACAAAGGCUGCAUGGUUCCAGAGAAGAGUUGAAUAUUGGCAAUUCAGCACAGCCAUAUACAACCGAUACUAUCUAUAGAUUCUAUAAUACCGCAAUUAUAGUGAUACUUCCUGUUUUAAAUCUUGAUCAGAACAAACAGCAUUACUGGUGAAUCUGGACCCAUGUAUCUAUGAUAUUCGCACUGAUCUAAGACUUCUUAUCAUGGGUUAAGGUGUCCCAUGUGCGGUGGUAAGGUAAUCGAGCAGCCCAUGCCCUUGCAUCAUUCUCUUCUUCACGCUUGUAUGCUGAUUCUGUCAUCUCUCAACGUCCGGCGGAGGUGCUUCAGUUGGUGGAGUUGGACUACUGUCCUUUUAUCUGUUAGUUUUUAUUCUGUUUGCCAGGGAAAAAAAAAAAAAAAAAAAUCUGGACCCUUUACUACAUUUUUUUUUUUUUUUUUUUGCGGGAUAAAUAAACUCUCUGUUACUUAUUAUAACUACAUAUAGCUUUAUUGGUUUGUGUGUACUAAACUUAGUAUUUCCUCUUUAUACUAUAGCAAAUCCAUGAACCUUAUUGCUU